Messenger RNA from Entamoeba dispar SAW760, 804 nucleotides. RefSeq lists its product as uncharacterized. NCBI's taxonomy places the organism in Eukaryota, Evosea, Mastigamoebida, Endamoebidae. The record is from RefSeq and is a predicted model, not a curated record. Bases 1 to 804 code for a protein of 267 amino acids. The transcript has a single exon.
AUGGAAUUAACAAAAGAGAAAGUAUUUAUGUUUUCUGAAGAACGAGAGAAAUUUAAGAAAUUUAUUAAAGAAGUUAAUAAAGAAGAAAAAGAAGGGAAAUAUUGUUUCUCAGGAACAGAAUUUAAAUUUAUUAAAGAAAAGGCAAAGAAUGAAAGAGUAAUAGAAGGAUUAGAUACAGAAAAUGGAAUAUUACAUACGUUAUUAUAUAGAAUGAAAAAUGGAUUAAGGAUGAAUAAAUAUUUUGGAAUAUUAAGAAAUAUUCAUAGAAUACAAAAUGAAGUAAUAAAAAUUCAUAAUAAAUUAAUAGAAUGGAUUGAAAUAAAAUAUAAUAAAGAAGAUAUGAUAAAAGUUAUUAAUAUGAUUAUAGGAGAAAUAUUAAUGAUAAAUAAUGAAAGAGAAAAAAUUAAAAAAGUAGUUAAAAUAAUAGAAUGGUCAAUGAAUAUGGGACAUGAUAUAGUAAAUAAAAUAAUAUUUGAAACAAUUGUUGUUAGAUUAGAUACUAUUUUACAAACAAGAAUAAGUGAUUUAAAUAGAAUUUAUAGAGAGUUUCAGAAUCUUAUUUUGAAAUAUUCAGAUGAAGAAAUUAAAGAAUUAAAAAAAUUACCAAAAUAUCUUGGAGAAGAAACAGAAGAUUCAAAGAAAACAACAGAAAUAAUAUUAGAAAAUGUAGUUAUAGAACAAAGAAAAACAAAUAAAAUUCAAAGUCAAAUAAUUACAAAGAAAAGAGAAGAAAAUAAACCAAAAAAAAAAGAGAAAGAUAUUAAGAAAAAGAAACAAUUAACAAAAUUAUUAAGUAAGAUGUAA